AUGGAGCCAUGCACAAGCGGUUGUGCACGCGAUCGCAGGGUAACAGCGCGUGCAGGUCCUGUGGUUAACGAUAUCGUAAACAUUCAACGUCAACGGCAUACAUCAGCAGCUAGACGCAAGCCAAUGUACGAAGCGUCAGAGGAGGAUAUGGGUUUCGGUUCGUUUGAUUGCAAUGACAUGACAGACGCAGCUGCAAUGCAUCGAUAUAAUACAGUUCAAUUAAGCAGAAGCAGUGAAGAUAAUAGCGUUUCUACACCGAGCGUUGAGAAUCUCGUCUCAACUUGCUUUUCUGUUCCGCGAGCUGUCAGUAUCCCGAGUAAUGGAGCUGAACACAAAGUACUCGUAUUGAUGGUCGACUUAGCAUGCUCUUUCACUCACGACUGCGUACCAUCUCGCUGUGCUUCUGCCUUUCUCUCUGCAGUAGUCACAAAUACCACACCUUUCCCCUUACCUCCUGGUGAUGCAGCAGUAUAUCUCAACAAUGGAUUUGUGAACAAGACGCAUCUUCGAGCUGUGCCACCUGGUGAGGAGUUCCGAUGCUCACUUGGAGUAGAUCCCUCCAUAAAAAUUGAUUAUAAAACACCAGUGAUAUGUCAGGAACAGAUUGGAUUUAUGUCAAAGAGCACCUUGAUCACCCACGAACAGGUCAUCUCUCUUCGUAACGCAAAAGUGACUCAAGCUGUACAAAUAACUGUCAAAGAGCAAAUUCCUAAAUCAGCUGAUGAAAAGAUAAAGGUGAGUAGGAGCGUAAUACCCAGUUGUAACAUAUUGGAUAGUGUUUGCAUUGUUUCUCCCGACGUUCGCACAAAGCAUGGGGAAGCUAAGCUCAACAAGGAUCACAACCUAGAAUGGACACUUGUUCUAGCGCCUGGGCAGCAGAGAGAUUUGUACAUUAAGUACACCAUUGAACAUCCUGCCUCAGAAUUAGUCUCCUUUAAACUUAUGGCGUAG
Strongylus vulgaris is the source of this 951-nucleotide messenger RNA. Lineage: Eukaryota; Metazoa; Nematoda; Chromadorea; Rhabditida; Strongylidae. The record is from the annotation of a GenBank genome assembly.